Messenger RNA from Seriola dumerili (greater amberjack), 2776 nucleotides. It is a transcript of the gene tusc2b, whose product is annotated as tumor suppressor candidate 2-like. Gene Ontology annotation, cellular component: mitochondrion. The record is from RefSeq and is a predicted model, not a curated record. The transcript is spliced from 4 exons. Gene Ontology annotation, biological process: regulation of mitochondrial membrane potential; inflammatory response. Lineage: Eukaryota; Metazoa; Chordata; Actinopteri; Carangiformes; Carangidae. Bases 237 to 572 code for a protein of 111 amino acids.
GAUAACGUGCAGCGUUACUUAGCAUAAACAGCUAGCGUAGCCGCGAGUGUGUUAUGAGGUCUGAGCCUGUGCAGAUUUAGCAAACCACCAAGACAAAUUCAUCAAAGAAAAAUUCUCACCUGCGAACAGAUCACUGUAGGUUUAAAAUUCUGAAGGUCACAUUUCAUCUGGUACAGUAACACUGUAGCAUCACUGGCAGUCCUGUGACCUAAGAAAAUAAUGUGCUGCAGCUGAAGAUGGGUGGUAGCGGCUCCAAAUCCAAAGGAUUUUGGCCUUUUUCUGGCUCAGGUAGUGUGGAUGAUCCAACCAAAGAUGGAAAUGAGCAGUCACUGGCAAGAGUUCGAAGUUUCCCAGGUGCAACACCUUUUGUGUUUACUAGACGAAGCUCUAUGUUCUUUGAUGAAGAUGGUGACUUGGCCCACGAGUUCUAUGAAGAAACAAUUGUGACAAAAAAUGGACGUAAAAAGGCCAAACUGAAGAGGAUUCACAAAAACCUAACACCUCAGGGAAUUAUAAAGCUCGACCACCCGUGCAUCCAUGUAGAUUUCCCAGUUGUCCUCUGCGAAGCCUGACGAUGUCUGAGGAGCCUCUCAGACUAGCCACUGUGUCAACUCCGUCCUGUGGUUUCCUGUACAGCUGGAAGCCUGAACCACGUUUUAAAAUAACAUGAUCUCUAGACAUAUUUGAUGCCCUUAUGUGGACAGCCCAAUGCAAUGUGUGCUGAGCCUCUGCAUGUGAUCUGUUUUUGGCUUGUGUGCAGACACAGAAUAGGUCACCAGUGGGGAUCUAGAAGGGUGCCAAGUUGGCAAAAGUAAUCCGUUUACAGAUCAUGGUUUGUGUGCAUGUAUGUGUGAAUGUGUGUGCAGACACAGAUUGAUGUGUGACAGUCCUGAAUUUGUUGCUGCAGAUUGUUUUCUGGUAUAAUCCACUGAACUCUAGGAGUUCAGGGGGGAUGUAACCAGUUCUCUCUCCUGUCACAGUCAUAUACUAUGUAGAGCAGCAAAGUUUAAGUGCACACUUUAGUUUUUUGACAACACCAUGACUUGCUUUAUUAUGCAUGGAACAGGAUCUGCUUAUUGGUAACAGCCGAGGGAGUUGACAAUCAGUGGCCCACAAAAUCUAAAGUGGAUUAAUGUCAUAUUAUAACUUUGGAUGGACUUGCUUCAGUGACCUCAGAGCCACACAUGUACACAGCAGCAGUGAGUCUAAUAAGAGAUCCUGUUGUUUUCUUUGCUGCUUUGGCAUACUGUUUCACUUUUAAUUUAUUAUAACUGUUUUUUAAUUACAAUUUGAAAUGCUGAACUGUGUCAUGGUCCUUUUUUAUAUUCAUACAUUAUCCUUGCACAGCAUAUUAAAGUGCAUUUACUAUGGAUAUACUUAAGAAUUUCCUAUAAUAAUUCCAGUGAGACUAUCUGGAUUCUUUUAAAGGACUUAAACGUUUCUGAAGAUGAAUAUGUCCAAAGUUUUAAGGGUAUGAACUAAACCUGAAAAAAAAAAAAAUCCUGUAUUCCUAUAUUAAUGCACCUCCACCUGGACUUUUAUCAUUGUGACUAAUGUAAUUUUUAAUCCUAACUAAAAUGCAGGGUGAAUGAAAGAAGUUUCUGGAGGAAAUCUCUUUUCAUCAGGUCAAAUGUGGUUUUCCAGGCUGAGCCUUUAUAUAAGAAUUAUUUGGCAAGCUUAUAUGAGCUGUUUGUCAAAUAGUCUUUUCUAACAAAAGAUAAUUCAACUUUUCAUCAAAGGUUGUGAACACUAAAAUGAACCGACAGGACCUGUUCACCCAUGUAGUGGAAAUAAUGCCCCUGACCUCCAGCUGUGAUGAUAUUAGCCACCUGCAGAGGAAAUUGUGAAGGCAAACCAUUGUUUGGAGAUGAAGUGUGUGUAUGUGUGUGUGUCUGCUAAUGAGGUAUGGAUGAAGUUAAGAGAGAAGUGAAGGUCUCAAUCCAUGCCGUCUCCAUGGGAAAAGGGUUUCUAUAAAGCUGUCUGUGAUAUUGUUCUCUUUCGAGGAUAAAGAGGGCUAUGCCAAAAUCCACUCCACUUUAUUGCUUCCAUGAAAUGAUUUUACUCUACAUAAGUCCUCUGGGCAAGUACCUCUUUUCAGCUGAGUCUGGAGGGAGGCAUUGCUGUACCUUUUGUUUACUUUCACAAAGCUGUAAUAAUAUGCAAGGCCAUGAGGUGAAUUGCAGUAUUUGGGUUACAAGAAAAGACUUGACUCAGCAAACCACCCAUGCUCCGACUUUGCUGACAAAACUCUGGGCACAUUUUAAAAUGACAUUUCAAAGUAAGGCAUUAUUCACAAGGACCAUCACAAUCUUUUACCUUAUUAACGAGGAUGUGUGAAUUAUUUUGAUUUUUUUUUUUUUUUUUUUUUUUACAAACCUGCCGUGUCUAAACUGAAAAAUCAUAAAUGACUUAGCUGGUUUACCAACAUUCUCUGGAGUAACUCCUCAGAAGAGAAAUGCAUGGGUCAGGGGGUUUGAGUGUGUGUUUGAAGUUAAAAGGUGUGAAAAUACAUACUUUGUCAAUGUAAGCAACUUGAUGUGUUUCUUUGUCAUUAGUUCAAACAGAGAUCUUACAAAAAAUCUUUUUGAAGUCCUUCAUUAACUCUCAGAGGAUUGAUAACCCAUUUGGUUCCACAAAAGGUUAUCAAUAAGCUAUGUUUACCUUCUCAGCACUCAAAAAUUUGUAUUUUUGCGAUUGUAUGAGUCCUUACCAUCUAGAUAGUAUGAACGAGUCAACUUAACAAUGCACACUCCAACACUGCAGGAAGCUUUUAUAU